CAAUCGGUGAUCAAGGACCCCACGCUCAUCCCAGCCGUCUUUUCUCUCUAUGCCCGAAAAUCGUAUACACCUCCUGGUACCAAGAAGGUAAUUAUUCCAAAUGCCAACCAUUCCAGCAACGCAAUUCCCCGAGACACGGCCGAUGCUGCGCUCCGCGCAGCAAUUGAAGUCAAAGAUAUGUCUCUUUGCCUUGAUAUAAUCGAUACCUCAUACGGGCUUCCGGCAUUCCGCAGUGCAAAGCUGAUUCGGGAAGCUGCCCCAGUGGCAAUUCUAGCUUGCCUUAUGCCACCCGUUGCCUAUGUCAUUGGGGAUAUCCUCGCAGGAUACCAGGACGAGGUGGAUCAUUCUCAUGCGCUAGGAUUUGCAUUCGCUGGCAUACUGGCUUAUAUCACCUUCACUGCCGGCCUUGGUAUUGUCACAGUUACUACCGCAAACGACCAGAUGGUUAGGGUCACUUGGGCGAUCGGGACUCCUCUAAGGCUCAGGUGGUUACGGGAGGAGGAACGGGCUGCUUAUGACCGGGUUGCUCAGGCAUGGGGCUUUGAUGACCCCAUAAAGAGAGGAUUUGAGGAAGGGGAAGAGUGGGAAUUACUCCGCGAAGUAGUAUUCAGGAAGAGCAUGAUCCUGGACAAUCCAGAUUUGAUGGAUGGCAUGGAGUGAUCUUGGAAAAAUGUACUUGUAUAAUACUUGAACACCCCCUGUUCCCCUCCCAAAAAUCUCCAUAGCCAUCCCAUUUCAUAGCACAGCAUAGCGGAGAUCUAUGUUAAAUUCAUCGCUCGGUACAAUCC
Molecule: messenger RNA, 788 nt
Organism: Tuber aestivum (summer truffle)
Lineage: Eukaryota; Fungi; Ascomycota; Pezizomycetes; Pezizales; Tuberaceae
Source: the annotation of a GenBank genome assembly